AAGCAUGAAAACAAACUCACAAACUGAAGCCACCAACACUCCACAAGUUGAAAAACGGAAUCAACUUAUUUCACUAAGCUAUAGCUGAAAAACGCUUCUCAAAAUGGAAAGCUUCUCAAACCAAUAGUCCACGUGUUAUGUGAUUUUGUCCUAAACUCAUUCUCCACCCUCCCAAAAUUCAGGAAUCCCUUUUGUUACUGCUUUCACAAUGACAAACAAGUUUCUCUAGGAAUCCAGAAAUGUUGAUAUGUGCUGCUUGAUCAUCGAGAAAUUUCAAACCACAUACUGGAAUUGCCAUGCUGUUCCUCAAUCAACACCUUUCCUGUUCUGCCAAUCAUGUUGCUGCAUUCAGGCUGUUGAUCAUUCGAUUGACUAUUUCGAAAUUUUCGGGACGGAGAAGAAGUAUGAUGUAGAGGGUAUUGAUUUGGAGCGGAAGUACAAGGAGUGGCAAAAGAAACUGCAUCCUGAUUUAGUGCAUUCUAAAUCUCAGAAAGAAAAAGAUUUUGCUGCUGAACAAUCAGCAAGAGUGAUUGAUGCAUACCGUACACUUAGCAAGCCUUUGUCAAGAGGGAUUUACAUGCUGAAGCUCAAAGGAGUGGAAAUUGAUGAGGAGCAGACAAUUUCAGAUCCAGAAUUACUAGCAGAGAUUAUGGGAAUCAGGGAAGAAGUUGAAGAAGCAACUAACUCCGAGGCUCUGAAUCACAUUCGCUCCCAGAUGCAGGGGAAACUGCAAAAUUGGUCUAAUGCCUUUGCUGAUGCUUUUAAAAGACGGGACUUUGAAGAAGCAAAGAAUGUAAUUAGGAGAAUGACUUAUUGUAGUCGUGUAAUUGAGGAAGUUAUGAAGAAGCUUUGAUGUUUUUUUUAAAAGAACAGAACAAUAACACCAUUUGAUUAAUAAUCAAAUAAGUAAUACAAGAAGAUGAUUCAUGGUUGAUAGAAAUUGUAACAUCUAAGUAUGUAAUUAGUGUUAUUAUA
Molecule: messenger RNA, 975 nt
Organism: Lathyrus oleraceus (garden pea)
Lineage: Eukaryota; Viridiplantae; Streptophyta; Magnoliopsida; Fabales; Fabaceae
Product: iron-sulfur cluster co-chaperone protein HscB homolog
Exons: 7
Coding region: 248-853 (201 amino acids)
Biological process (GO): [2Fe-2S] cluster assembly; protein complex oligomerization
Molecular function (GO): ATPase activator activity; protein-folding chaperone binding
Source: RefSeq, a predicted model, not a curated record